Messenger RNA from Pygocentrus nattereri (red-bellied piranha), 3437 nucleotides. RefSeq names its product chromatin assembly factor 1, subunit B (gene chaf1b). The record is from RefSeq and is a predicted model, not a curated record. Gene Ontology annotation, cellular component: CAF-1 complex; nucleus. Bases 91 to 1932 code for a protein of 613 amino acids. NCBI's taxonomy places the organism in Eukaryota, Metazoa, Chordata, Actinopteri, Characiformes, Serrasalmidae. Gene Ontology annotation, molecular function: protein binding. The transcript has 14 exons. Gene Ontology annotation, biological process: nucleosome assembly; DNA replication-dependent chromatin assembly.
CCAAAAACAGCGCGGGAAACGGUGUUUUGGUGGGAGAGUGAAAAGAAAGCGCGUCGUUCGCUGAGUGGUCUUUUAGUUGUGAGUAACAGCAUGAAGGUGAUAACGUGCGAGAUUGCCUGGCACAACAAGGAGCCAGUAUAUAGUCUGGAUUUCCAACAGAACGCAGAUGGCAAGAUUGAUCGCUUGGCCACUGCUGGAGUGGACACCACUGUGCGGAUGUGGCGUGUGGACAGGGGGCCAGAUGGAAAAGCUGUUGUAGAGUUCCUGUCAAAUUUGGCAAGACACACGAAAGCAGUGAACGUAGUGCGCUUCUCCCCUGCCUCAGACCUCCUGGCCUCAGGGGGAGAUGAUGCAGCUAUCUUACUUUGGAAGCUGAAUGACAGUAAAGAGCCUGAACAGGCCCCAGCUUUCCAGGAGGAUGAGGAUGCUCAGCUUAAUAAGGAAAGCUGGAAUGUAGUGAAGACUCUCAGGGGACACAUUGAGGAUGUCUAUGACAUCUCAUGGACCAGCGAUGGGAAUUUUCUUGUUUCUGGUUCUGUGGACAACACUGCCAUCAUGUGGGAUGUCCAAAAAGGUCAGAAAAUGUGCAUCUUCAAUGACCAUAAGAGCUAUGUGCAGGGUGUGGCCUGGGACCCACUUGGCCAGUACAUCAGUACGCUAAGCUGUGAUAGGGUAAUGCGUGUGUACAGCACACAUGCCAAAAAAAAGGCCUACAGUGUGAGUAAAAUGACCUCAGGCUCUGCUGUGGAAGGAGAGGUGAAAAACUACAGGAUGUUCCAUGAUGACGGUAUGAGAUCCUUCUUCAGGCGUCUCACUUUUACCCCUGAUGGAUCCUUCCUCCUUGCACCUGCUGGGUGUGUGGAGGCUGGAGAAAACGUCACAAACACCACCUAUGUUUUUUCCAGAAAGAGCUUCAAAAGACCAAUAGCUCAUUUGCCUUGCCCUGCUAAAGCCACCUUAGCUGUACGUUGCUGCCCUGUCUACUUUGAACUUAGGACAAAGAAAGCAGAAGAUGGAUCACUGCAGCCACUGCCCAACACGUUCAAGCUGCCCUACCGGCUGGUGUUUGCUGUGGCAUCUGAAGACUCCAUCUUUUUCUAUGACACUCAGCAGGCACUGCCGUUUGGUUAUGCGUCCAAUAUACACUAUCACACCCUCAGUGACCUCAGCUGGUCUCGGGAUGGCUCUUUCCUGGCUGUGUCGUCCACAGAUGGCUACUGUUCUUUUGUAUCCUUUGAUGAGCGGGAGCUUGGUACCCCUCUUAAGGAGCGUCCUCCACUGGAUAUCAUCACCCCGGUCAGUGCCAGUGAGAAGAAGGGCAAGAGAACCCCAGCUACUGGACGAACCUCUUCUCCCGUGCCUCGCCCCACCCCCAUGCCUGUCACUCAGGAGAAAGAAAAAGAGGCUUCAUCAGCCUCUGUGCCAUCAAAGAUUCCUGGUGCCCCUGUCCCAGAAGAGAAACGUACUCCGCUUGGCCUCAAAGCCAAACCUCAGCCCAGAAGAAUUACACUCAAUACUCUGGAGGGCUGGAGCAAACCCAGCACGCCAAAAUCUCCUGCAAUCAUCACAGGAGCUCCUACCAGCAGUACCAGUAUGCCCAAGUCUGCUCCUUCCACCCCUCUAUCCAGUCAUGGAUCUACCACACCCAAAACAGCCCCUAGCACCCCCCUUGGACCAGUCAAUGUCAAAAACACCACAACACCUAAGGGACCCACUCCCAGGCGAAUUUCUCUGAUGCCAGUUCGCUCAAUCACUUCAUCCCCCACUGAGAAAGCCAAACACGAGAGACCAUCUCCUCCCAAUGACCCAGUGUGCAAACCUCCUGAAUCCAAGCGUCCCAAGACCAAUGAAACUCCAGCACACAAUGAUGGCACCAGCACCUCUGCCCAAAGCAGUGAGCCCUCAGUGGACAGCAAGCCCACAGAUCCUUAAGUAGCAUGGACCAGCAACAAGGCUUCCCUAUGCUUGCAUCCAAGUAUGCCCAAGAAGUUCUGGAUACUAGCACAAAGUAUAUGUGUGUGAACUCCUGUAGAUGCAUGAAGCUGGACAUAAAUUUCAGAUCCACUCACCAGUGUUCUAAUGCCCAUAAAAGACAUAUGCAAAACAUGUAUGUCAUCCAAGAUCAUCUGGUUGUCUCUCCCCCAAGCUUCUUAAGCAGAUUGUAUAUUAUUGUUUCCAAAGAUAUUCUGUAAAAUAUGCUAAUAGGACCAGCUUUGGUACUGAGUUAUUGAGAUGGACAAGAUUUUGCCUGGAAUUUCUUGGUUAGCCUGUUUCAACCACAUGCUCAGAUAGUUGUCUUCGGUUAUUUCUUUGCCCUGUUUAUAGCUCUUGUUGGUGCCACCAACUAAACUGCUCAUAUAUAAUUCGUGAGAAAAUGCUGAUUAGUCUGUACUGAAAGUGAACAGAGACAAACACAUGAUGUGACUGUGGGGCCAAGCAAACCAUAGAAGGGAACAAAGUGGAAGUAUGUAGGUUUCAUAAUGGUCUAGUUAGAUUUAGGCUUGAACAGGAUUAACAAUGAAAUGACAUUUUUGUACUUGAACUUUCAGGUUCUAAUUACGGAAGUUAUUUAGUAUUAAAGUUUAACUGAGACAGUAAAUCACAAUCUAAUGUAAGCCACAGGAACCCAAAAAGGAGCAAAAUAUGCCCAUGUAAAUUGAAAUUACCACUCUUCACAUUCAGACUUUAAGAAGCUGUUUCCCUGUGCAUGUGUGUGGUCGGUCUGUUUCUGGAAAGAGGAGUAAUAGGGGCUAUAAAAUUUUGUAUGACACUCUUUUGUGGGGUUUGAACAUUUCACUUCUUAAAAGGAUUCAGUGUGCUCAAGACACCAAAUUAUCAUUUGGUGGUUAUGUUGUAUGACAGGAUUAGUGAGUAAACUAGACCAAAAUCUGAUAAUUAUCUGACAAUUGUUAUUUUUGAAUAUUAACCUUGAGAAUAAGAGUGGAUGUACAGAAGGUUAUUUCAAGCAUACAUGGAAGUGCUUUUUCAGUGACAUUGGAAACCAUGCAGUUCAGUUUAUUUAUGUGGAAAGUGCCCUGAUUUUCAGUAGCACUGCUGUGGAGUGUUUCCUAGUUCACACUCACACUUCUUGCAAGGUACAAGCCUGUUCUGUUAGCUCUCAACACUAGAACCAAACCAGUGUCUCGUCAAUUUCAAAGAAAAUGUUAUCCAUCUCUGAGCAGAAAUUUGAGUGUAUACAACUCGCUUUGGAAUUGAGACUGGUCUAUGUUGUCUUGCUUUCAGAAUGGAUAAAACCUGUAAGAAAUUGGAGCUCUGUUAAUUGGCCUGUAUGAGUCAUAUAGUGUGAUUUGGUACAAUUUUCUGCACAGCUACACUUUUAAAAGCAUGCAUAAAAUGAAUGUCAUCCCUUUUGCAAGUUUUGUGUUUUAAAAAAUGUUUUCAACUUAUGAGUAUUAAAACUUGGUAUUCUGCUGUAA